Molecule: messenger RNA, 1242 nt
Organism: Cuscuta campestris
Lineage: Eukaryota; Viridiplantae; Streptophyta; Magnoliopsida; Solanales; Convolvulaceae
Source: the annotation of a GenBank genome assembly
CUAACUUCCCUCCCACCCGUCCACUACUCCACAAUGCCUCUCCCUUCGUAAAAUAACUAACCCAAGUACCCAUCUCUCAAAUGUGAAAUGGAGAAACCAGUUGCAUAAUCAGAUAAACGGCCAACAAAAAAAAUAACCAAUCCCUGCAAUUUGAAUUUCGGCGGGUGAAUUUUCAAUCAGGUUACAUCACUUAUAUUGGAGAGUUUGAAUGCGUUUUUCCCCUAAAAACACAGUGCAUUUUUGGGAGGCCGAAGAUUGUAUAGGUCAGUUAUGAGUCUGCCAACACUGGCAUUUAGAGGCCGAGUUAUAUAUAGUAGAACUUUGGGCCAGGUUGAAAGAUCAGCAGAAGAGAUUCUCCAUCUCAUUGAAGAGAAGAGAAGGAAAGAAGAGAAGGUUGCUCUUGGAUUCGACAUCGAAUGGAGACCAAGUUUCAUAAAAGGUGUUUCACCAGGGAAGGCUGCUGUUAUGCAGAUCUGCGGUGACUCGGACAAUUGUUAUGUUUUCCACAUCAUUCAUUCUGGAAUCUCUCAGAACCUACAAUUGCUUCUUGAGAAUUCUGCAAUACCAAAGGUUGGAGUAGGGAUUGCAGGUGAUGCUAAGAAGGCUUCCAUAGAUCAUAAUGUAUGUGUUAGUAAUUUGGAAGAUCUGUCUGCAUUGGCAAAGCAAAAGUUUAAGCAAGGUCCUCUAAAAUGGAGUUUAGCAUCCCUAGCUGAAAAACUUCUUCAUGCAAAGCUACCUAAGGGGAACAGUGUGAGAUUGGGAAAUUGGGAGACUAAAUAUUUAUCCAAGAAACAACUUGAUUAUGCUGCCACAGAUGCAUAUAUUUCAUGGAUCCUAUAUCAAGAACUGGUGAUGCUCCCUGACGUUGUUGAUAAAGAGGGAAUUGGGGACGAGAACAGUGUGGUGAGGGGUCCCCCCCAGUAAUAUCCUUGGAAAUCUAACGGGUUCCACAUAAGAUUUGUGAAGUGACGGUUAUACCCCCGCCCCCCAUUUUUUUCUGUCGUGAUCUGUGAAUUAAUUAAUCUCACUUAUUUACUGCUUAGCUGUUUGGUGCCCUGUAAUUAUUUGUACUUCUCGUAUAAGACAGAGGACUCUGAUUUUCUAAGCUGUAGAAAAAAAAAAUGUUCUUUUUUUUUUUUUGCUAACACAGGAGGAUUGGUAGUUAAUACAUCGUGCACGAGAUUUAGGGAGGGGUAGGUACAUUUCAUUUGAAAAGUAUUUUCAUAAAAACUUUCUUUCCUC